GGCUGCUGUGUCAGUAGGAGUUCAGCUGCUGCUGGACUUUCUGUCAGUCUACAUGAGGAUGAAGAUGAAGCUGCUCCUCUUCCUCUGCUGUGUCCUCUGGGUCUCUGCGGACGUUCUACAUGAGGACCUUGCUAUCACUGGAUGUUCAGAUUCUGAUGGAGAGAACAUGUAUACUCUGGAUGGUGAAGAGAAGUGGUACGCUGACUUCAAACAGGGGAAAGGAAUCGAACCUCAGCCUCCUUUUGUAGAUCAUAUGAGCUACCCAGAAGGAACUUAUGAAGAAGCUGUGGCUAAUCAACAAGUCUGCAGAACAAACCUGAAAGUUGUUCAGAAAGCCAUGAAGGACCUUCCUCUAGAAAACGAUCCUCCAUCCAGCAUGAUGAUCUACAGCAGAGACUAUGUGGACCUUGGAGAGAAGAACUCUCUGAUCUGCCAUGUUUCUGGUUUCUAUCCGGCUCCGGUCAACGUCUCCUGGACCAAGAACGGAGAGAAGGUGACUGAAGGAACCAGCAUCAACGUUCCCUUCCCCAACAAAGAUUCUUCCUUCACCCAGAUCUCCAGACUGGACUUCAUCCCAAAGCAGGGAGACAUCUACAGCUGUUCAGUGGAACAUCUGGCCCUGACCCAGCCACUGACCAGGAUCUGGGAGGUGGAGGCGACUAAACCCGGUAUAGGACCAACAGUUUUCUGUGGACUGGGUCUGACUGUUGGAGUCGUCGGGGUUGCAGCUGGAACUUACUUCUUCAUCAAAGCAAUCAAGCGCAGCUGAUUGGCCGGAGCUGAUGAUGUCAUCUAUAAUUCUGUAUAUAAAUCCCAGCUUCAGUUUAAUCAGUUAUUUCUUGAGAACAUGAACUUUAUUAGUGUCGUCAUUAAUACGACAUAAAGACAGAAAUGAACAUUUUCUAUUGUAAUUAGUCCUGAUUUAUUAACACUGAAAGCUGUCUUCACAUUUCACAUGAAGCAGAUGUUUUUAUCCUCUUCCUCCUGUAAAAUACUUCUUAAGAAAUAAAACUGAUAGAAACAGUUUCUACU
Melanotaenia boesemani (Boeseman's rainbowfish) is the source of this 1032-nucleotide messenger RNA. RefSeq names its product mamu class II histocompatibility antigen, DR alpha chain-like. The record is from RefSeq and is a predicted model, not a curated record. NCBI's taxonomy places the organism in Eukaryota, Metazoa, Chordata, Actinopteri, Atheriniformes, Melanotaeniidae. Gene Ontology annotation, cellular component: membrane; MHC class II protein complex. Gene Ontology annotation, biological process: antigen processing and presentation of exogenous peptide antigen via MHC class II; immunoglobulin production involved in immunoglobulin-mediated immune response; peptide antigen assembly with MHC class II protein complex. Gene Ontology annotation, molecular function: MHC class II protein complex binding. The transcript has 4 exons. Bases 53 to 769 code for a protein of 238 amino acids.